CAUGGCCUCUCUAAGGUUUCUCUCUGGCUAUAGUCUAUACUUGUGUUUUUAUGAUCCAGUCGCAUCUGGUCGCAUCCAGUUCGAGUCGUGUUUUGUACGCUUGAUGUUACGGUCGUUACGAACGUGACGGUACACCCAAUAACGCCAGGCCGAGACGUGCAGGCACUGAAACUACCGGAAGUCGUGGUAGUAAACUACCGAACAUCCUUCCCUCGUCGCAAGAAAAAAGGCACAAAGAACCGGAAAACGACGCGAUGGCUAGUCUGAGGCAGACUCCACUGACGUGCAGCGGACACACGAGACCUGUAGUCCACCUCGCCUUUUCCGACGUCACUGAAUCCGGAUACUAUCUCAUCUCGGCGUGCAAAGAUGGCAAACCUAUGUUGCGGCAAGGUGACACCGGAGAUUGGAUUGGUACGUUUGAAGGACAUAAAGGAGCAGUUUGGGGUGUAGCAUUAAAUCCACAGGCUACUCGAGCUGCAACUGGUGCAGCAGAUUUUAAUGCCAAAGUCUGGGAUGCAAUUAAAGGAGAAGAAGUUCAUUCUUUUCAACACAAUCAUAUAGUUAAAUCUGUCAACUUUAGUACUGAUUCUAAUCAUUUGUGUACUGGUUCUAAUGAAAAACUUGUACGCAUUUAUGACCUUAAUAAACCAGAAACAGAUCCACAGAUUUUCUCAGGUCACACAAGUGGUAUUAGGCAUGUCACUUUCUUCAACAAUAACUCUGCCUUAAUUACCUGUGCAGACGAUAAGACACUGAGGGUAUGGGAUAGAAACAGUGGACAAGAGAUUAAGAGACUAGAUUUUCCAGCGAUUCCUAGUUCCAUGGAGGUUUCAAAAGAUGGAAACAUUAUUACCACUACUCACUCUAAUAUUGUUUCCUUUUGGAAUAGCAAAGAACUAACUAAGAUAAAAGAAUUUAUGGUCCCAACUCAAGUUAAUAGUGCCAGCCUACAUCCGGAUUGUACUAUUUUUGUUUGUGGUGGGGAAGACUUUAAAAUGUACAAAUUUGACUACAGUACAGGAACGGAACUAGAAUCAUUUAAGGGACACUUUGGACCUGUACAUUGCGUACGCUUUUCACCGGAUGGUGAAUUGUACGCUAGCGGAUCUGAAGAUGGUACUUUGAGAUUAUGGCAAACCAUAGUCGGGAAAAACUACGGAUUAUGGCGCUGCAUAGAACAGACUUCUACAAUACAAGAAAAUACCGCCAUGAUUAAUAACAAACAAGAAGUUUCUGCCAGUUAAACUUGAAUCUUAGAAAAGAAAAUCUUUAGAAGUUUUCAGAAAGCCUAAAAGCAGAUAGCUCAUAUUAAAUUGGAUGAAUAUUCUGUAAAUGAAAUGCGUCGAACAUUUGUUGUUUAGGCUGUCGUAAAUUUUUGUAAAUAACUCAUCUUUAGAAAGAAAUUGCUCACCCCUCUCUUUCUCCACUGUGGCCUUUAUUUCCAAAACUAAAAGUAAGAGAACCAAUUCCCAGAGCUAUUUAUAUUACACAGAAAAAGCAACAAUAAAAAAAGAAAUAUUAACAU
Messenger RNA from Cyphomyrmex costatus, 1528 nucleotides. It is a transcript of the gene wmd, whose product is annotated as serine-threonine kinase receptor-associated protein wmd. The record is from RefSeq and is a predicted model, not a curated record. Gene Ontology annotation, cellular component: SMN complex. The transcript is spliced from 5 exons. NCBI's taxonomy places the organism in Eukaryota, Metazoa, Arthropoda, Insecta, Hymenoptera, Formicidae. Gene Ontology annotation, molecular function: protein binding; RNA binding. Bases 255 to 1247 code for a protein of 330 amino acids. Gene Ontology annotation, biological process: spliceosomal snRNP assembly.